AGUCAGUCACGUGUUAAUCUCAUUUUCGCUUAUAAAAAUAUCUUGGCACUACAGUCUUAUCUAUGGUCUAUGAUGUAGUAACGUUCAUCGUCUUCUAUAAAAGAUAUAUUGAGGUCUAUGAUGACUUGAUGAGAUUUACAUACAAGAGUGACAGAACAAAAGCAUCUCUAUCUUUAUUUAUAUUUCACAAAAUUAAAGAUGAAUUUGAUCAAGGGUGAGGGUGAAGUGAGCUCUAACAAGGAGCUUCUCCAAGCUCAGGAGCUUCUAUGGCACUGCACUUUCAGCUUCAUAAAGCCCAUGUCAUUAAAAUGCGCCAUUGAAUUAGGUAUCGCAGAUAUCAUCCACAACCAUGGCCAACCCAUUACCCUAUCCAAACUCAUUUCUUCACUUCCUAUCCACUCUUCGAAAGCUCAUUGCAUUCAACGCCUUAUGCGAAUCCUUGUUCAUUUUGGCAUCUUCUCAACCCAAGCACCACAAGAAGAUCAGCAAGAAGAAAAAGAGGAGGAGAAAUACUAUCUCACACUCACUUCUAGGCUUCUCUUGUUAAAAGAUGGUCCUUUCAGGGCUACACAAUUUUGUCUUGCCGAACUCCAUCCGCGUUUGCUUGCCCCAUGGCAGUUCUUGAGCACUUGGUUACAAAAAGGCGACGAUGAUGAUCCGACGCCGUUUAAGAUGGUGCAUGGGAUGAACUUUUGGGAUGACCUACCAACUGCUGAUCCAACGGUUAAGUGCAUAUUUACGGAAGCCAUGGCCAGUGACUCCCAUCUAAUAUCGAAAGUGAUUGUAGAAGAUGGCAAAAAGGUAUUUGAAGGGUUAAGCUCGUUGGUGGAUGUGGGAGGUGGCGCAGGUAUUAUGGCCAAGGCCAUAGCCAAUGCCUUCACUAACAUUAAAUGCACUGUGCUUGAUCUUCCAUAUGUUGUUGCUGAUUUGAAGGGAACACACAACUUGAACUUUGUUGAAGGAGAUAUGUUCAAGAAAAUACCUUCUGCACAUGCUGUUUUACUCAAGUGGGUCCUGCAUAAUUGGAGUGAUGAAGAAGCUACGAUUAUAUUAAAGAAAUGCCGAGAAGCCAUCAUUGAGAGCAAAGAUGAAGGAGGGAAAGUGAUAGUGAUAGAUAUGAUUAUUGAUGAGAACUCAAUGUUAGAGAAAAAGCUAGUUGAAACUCAACUCUAUUUUGAUAUGUUAAUGAUGAUCAACGUUACGGGCAAAGAACGUAAUAAAAAACAAUGGGAAAACCUCUUCUUGGCUGCUGGUUUUAGUCAUCACAAGAUAACUCCAAUUGAGGGACUUAGAUCUAUCAUUGAAGUUUACCCUUAAAAAAGUAUAUGCAUAGCAUUUAAUUACUCAUAAAAUAUAAUUAUGCAUGCAUUUGAUUUCGUUAUGUUAUGUUGUGUCUGUACCCUUCUAAGUUGUUUGCUUUUGUAUUUCAUUGUUAUAUGUGAGUUUAUUAAAUUCAAUAAAAACUGUUCACAGUUUAUUCUCAA
This is a messenger RNA of Humulus lupulus (European hop), 1484 nucleotides long. Its product is annotated as trans-resveratrol di-O-methyltransferase-like. The transcript has 2 exons. Gene Ontology annotation, molecular function: O-methyltransferase activity; S-adenosylmethionine-dependent methyltransferase activity; protein dimerization activity. Lineage: Eukaryota; Viridiplantae; Streptophyta; Magnoliopsida; Rosales; Cannabaceae. Gene Ontology annotation, biological process: methylation. Bases 199 to 1317 code for a protein of 372 amino acids. The record is from RefSeq and is a predicted model, not a curated record.